Messenger RNA from Thamnophis sirtalis, 755 nucleotides. The record is from RefSeq and is a predicted model, not a curated record. NCBI's taxonomy places the organism in Eukaryota, Metazoa, Chordata, Lepidosauria, Squamata, Natricidae.
AUGGGGCUGCUGAGCAUCUUGAAGAAGAUGCGGCAAAAGGAGCGGGAGCUGCGACUGCUGAUGCUUCGAGUCAGAGAUUACAGUCCCCUUUUCUCUUAUCUUUGUUCCUUCCUUCCACCCUCCCCAGGCUCCCCAGAUGCUCUCUGGCAGAUCCUCCAGCUGUCCGAUGAUAUCCGAGCCUCUCCCGACCUCAAGGCUGCCCUCGCCAUCCACUGGGCUUUCCUGGAACGCGAUUUUGCCCGUUUCUUCCGCCUGGCCCGGGAGCUCCCUUACCUCCCCAGCUGCGCCCUCCAUCCCCACCUGGCCAGAACCCGCCGCUUGGCAUUGCUCACUUUUAGCCACGGCUUCAAUGCAAAAAACUGCCGGUACCCCCUGGCCCGGCUGAGCCACCUGCUGGCUAUCGACACCCCGGAAGAGGCCGCUGACUUAUGCCGGGCGCACGGCUUGACCGUCACGGAGGACAGCGUCGUCUUCCAGAAAUCCUCCUUCAAGGAUUCGGCUACUUUGGAAAACCGGACUUCCGUGCUCCUCGUGGACGGGAAAUGGAAGGGGAGUCUGUUGGAUCUCGCGGAGAGGGUCUGCAGCUAAGGCAGCGUGUGUGUGUCACGCUGCAGUGCGCGUGCGCACAAGUCUCCUGUUCAGGCACGAAAGAAUAAUUUGCCUUGAAACGCUUGCUGCCGUUUGCAAACCUCUCUCUGUAUGUAGAAAGCUAGCUCUUCAGGGAUGUUGCAAGCAGCAAAUUAUUGUUUACAGCC